AUGGCCUCCGGCUGCCCCGCACCAGAUGAUGUGGUAGACGACCAGGGGAGACGUUUCUCGAAGAUACUUGUUGCUGACGUCGGAAAGCCGCGGAGACCUAGUCUCGACUUUUUAAAGCCUCUCCCACCUACGCCAGCUCAUCCACCACUCCCAAAACUUGAUCGUGGUGUCCUCCUCGGUGCCGCGUCCCCAGAAGUUGCACAGGAAACUGAAGAGGAGCCGAAAGCCCCAGAAAAUCCCACGACGAGCUCCUCGCAACGGCCGGGGACAUCGGCUUCAUUCCUGAUUGGCAGGUCCACGGAAUCCGGGCGUAUCCGUUUCACUCAGAGCUUGAAGCCGGCUGAGGAGAUCCUACGCAAACGUCUCAUCGAACUCGACGUGGCGCCGGAGGAGUACAUCGAGGAGGACAACGCAGCCGAAAGCCUUGAGCUGGACGACUCGGAUUCGGAGCAGAACCCCGAAGACACAGCCUCCACUUCUCAGGUGGACCGCCCCGACGUCCCGGCUUCACCUUCGAUAAUUGAGGUCGAGCGGCUGCCAGAAAUCGACAAGCUAGAAGAAGCUAUCGACUUCUUGGGCGGAGACAAGCUCGGCCAGUUGUACGACCGAUGCCGGGAACAGGACCCGGAAAAAGCAGGCAACCUUACGGCGUCGCGGGUUUUGAAGGCGUUCAUCGACGUCGUACCUGGGGCGAUGCGUCGGAAAAGCGUUUGGCGCGAGCUGAUCAUCACACUGGCCCCGGGGGAUGAGCUGAUCAACUACACAACGCUCCUCGGGACGAUCAGCAAAAGGAAGUUGCAGAUGGAUGUCGACACUGGCCCGCUCCUGACGGAAGCUCUGGUGCGUGAGAUCGGCCAGCUGCUGCCCUCCAGACCAUCGACGACUCAGGUCAAGAAGGAGCUGACACGACGCCAGGUCAUCGCCGAACUCGCUGCGAUCGCCGCGCGGGACCCGACGAUCGACUUGGAGCGGUUGAAGCUGGUCGGCUUCAAAACGAAGCUGGCCAUUGGAGAAAUGCACGAUCUAAUCUCUUCUUGCGGGCUGUCCACCGCGUUCGAGCCGAUCUUCGAGCGUCUCCUCGCAUCUUUUCAGACUCAAGACGGACAAUUUCAUUUCGGCGCUUUUGCUGGUUGUCUGGAUCGACUGCGGCGACACAUUCCGACUUCUGGCGACGUC
This is a messenger RNA of Mesorhabditis spiculigera, 1176 nucleotides long. The record is from the annotation of a GenBank genome assembly. NCBI's taxonomy places the organism in Eukaryota, Metazoa, Nematoda, Chromadorea, Rhabditida, Rhabditidae.